AUGUGGUCAUCAUCCUUUCUCUUUGUGGCCAUCGCAUGGCUAAUCGCCGUCAACGCACAAAAAUAUGACCCCGGAGACAAGUAUCCGAAGCCUGGUCGGCCAUUGGCACACAUCACCGAACGACACAACACAUGUGGACAAGAAGGGAUGGCAGGCGACUACUCAGGUUAUAUAUCAAUAGCAAUCGAGAGCAAACCUAAAGAGAAAAUCCAAACCGGGAAACAAGUCCCAAUUAAGGAACAUGCAAACAUGUUCUUCUGGUUCUUUGAAGCUCGACACAAACCCCAAGACGCGCCCGUCAUCCUCUUCCUAAACGGCGGCCCCGGAAUCUCGUCCAUCUACAGAGUCUUUGACGGCAGUGGCCCUUGCAACAUCGACUGGCAGGGCAACAUAGGCCCUAAUCCUCACAGUCUCAACGAGUACGCCCACAUCCUUUACGUCGACCAGCCAGUCGGCGCGGGCUUCUCCUUUGGCAAUGCCAACUUCACCGACAACCUAAAGGCAGCAGAAUACCUGUAUCAAUUCAUGCAGCACUUUUAUUUCGAGUUUCCCCAAUACCGCAAGAAUGAGUUUGGCAUCUGGACUUCGGACUGGGGCGAUACUGCUGGACUUGCCCUCGCUGAGAGGAUCCUCAAGAAGAACGUCGGCCUCACGUGGAUGAGCGUGGGUCUGGAGGGCGAGCUCCCGAUUAGACUCUCCAUGAUGGGUUUGGAGAGUCCCAAGAUUGAUCCCCCUUCACAGCUUGCACACAUGUACAUGUACGUGGCCAAGAACCCGUGGCUCUAUGUCCAAUCGAUCGAAGAUGGCGAGGAUGCUCUCCGGGAGUACAUGGACACACUCGAGGCCGAUCUAGUAGCGUGCUCCGAGAGGAGAAAGCAAGAUUGCAAAGAGGAGUUGAAGGGUUACAGGCAAGCCCUCCGUAGCUCGACAACCCCGGACGGGCUGCGGACCGAGUUUGACUUGUGGGACCUCCGAGAUGCUCGGCACAAUUCUGACAGAUCUCGCAACAUCGGGAUGAGAAUAACACCAGCAGCAAAAUGGCUGAGUAAUGCCAAGACGCAAGCACAUCUUGGAGUGACGGGCGGGAAGCUGGCGCGCGAACCCAUCAGGUUUGAGCCAUGGAACAUACAAGUGCUCAAGUCCUAUUCAGCAAACCAAGAGAUCAUUAGGUCCUGGAGGAAGAGUCUCAGAUACGUCGUGCACUCAAAGAUAAGAACUAUGAUCGUUGGCGGUGAUGCCGACGUCAUCGCGAACCCUCUCGGCCUCCGUUGGCUCUCGCAAAACGUGACCGUGGGAAUCAAUCGCACGUUUGAGGUUGAGCCAUUGGUCUGGGACUCGCAGAGCUUCAAUCCUGAGCGGCAGAAUCGGAAGCUGACUAACCCAAGACGUUAG
This is a messenger RNA of Fusarium keratoplasticum, 1392 nucleotides long. RefSeq lists its product as uncharacterized. Gene Ontology annotation, molecular function: serine-type carboxypeptidase activity. The record is from RefSeq and is a predicted model, not a curated record. Lineage: Eukaryota; Fungi; Ascomycota; Sordariomycetes; Hypocreales; Nectriaceae. The coding region runs from base 1 to 1392 and encodes 463 amino acids. Gene Ontology annotation, biological process: proteolysis. The transcript is spliced from 5 exons.